AUGUACAAGCGUUGCGAGGUACUGUUCCAGCAGAAGCAUGAUGCAUUGGAGUCUAAGGAACGGCUGCUUCAGAAACCACCUGUUAAUUGGCUUAGUGCUUUCCCUGAGAAGGCAGGUGCCAAGGAUGUCUUUAUUGACUACUUGGAUGUGCUGCAUGUGCUGACUGUAGAGACUUGUGCACGAGUCUCAACUACUGAGUCCUCUGAGCUUGCACUGCAGGGGUAUGUGGCAUGGCUUACGGUGUAUUGCCCUGGAGAAACAGUUAACAUGGAGUGUAUAAAUAGUGACAUAUGUGUUGGUGAGGCAGCUGUUAGACAAAAUGCUGUUGUGAAGGUUGUUUCUUUCCUCCAGUGCAGGUAUAGGAUAGAAAUAAUUGAUCUGAACUAUGGCCAUGAAAAAUAUGCUGGCAUUAAGUGUUCAUUGGCCCGAGAGAGUUACAUGUCUGCUCAGGAACGUGUGCUUGGCGUGCAAGGAACACUUCACUUGGCGCCUUUUCUAGACGAGCAUGAAUGCAGCACACCAAGAUCCCUCUGUAACAAGAUCCCAAGUGCAAGCCUACCACCUAAUACUCCUCGUAAGCGUAGAGCUCGUCCUACUUUCAAGAGGACAGGUGCAUCUAAUCAGCCUCCUGCACUUAACUUUGUUAGGGUCCCAUCAGACUUGGAGGCUGUUUUUAAGCACUACCCUGAUUACCCUUCAUCUUCUAAAACUAAAACUCGAACAAGUAAACGCAUACGAGGAAUUAUUGGAGAGCCCAAAAAAAAGAAACAAAGGAAGCCUAAACCUAUAGGGCCAGUUGGAGAUGCAUGGGAUGUUGGCCACCAAAUGCCAACAGCUCCUUUGGAAUUGGCAGCUCCUUAUUUAUGUGACAAAUGCUUGGCAAAAAAAUUUGCCUAUGAACCCCCCAAAUUUUGCUGUAGUGGUGGGGAGUGUGUGAUUGUUUAUAAUCAGCUUCCUCCUGAGAUUAUUAGACUGUUCACUGCAAAAGAUGAAAUCGCUGACCAUUUUCAAACAUAUGCGCUCAAAAAAGGUGUAUAUGCUUUUAAAUUACAUGGGCAGCUAUACCAUUUUGUGCCUGACUUGUUACCUGAUGGCACCCAGCCACAGUUCCUUCAACUUUACUUUUAUGAUUCUCAGCAUGAGGCUAAGCACCGACUUGACCUCUUCCCAGAGCUCCAGGCAGAUGUUAUUGCAAUACUGAUGGAAGUUAUGUCGCAUAACCCUUAUGCCAGAUUUUUUAAAUCUUUGAGGGAUAUUAAUGUCUCAGCUGAAACUGUGAUUACCCUCAACAAAAACCCUACUUUGGAUCAGCGGGUGUACAAUGCUCCGACAUCUGACGAGGUGGCUGCUAUAUGGACUGAUGCCAGUGCAUCCCAUGAACAAAGUACUCCUCACAUCACAGUGUACGGGAAAUCUACUGAGAGCCACCGUAUAAUGCAUUACUAUGGCUGCUAUGACCCUCUGCAGUACCCUUUAUUAUUCCCUCGUGGUGAUUGUGGUUGGCACCAAGGCCUUCUAAAAAUGUCUUCUUGUGGGCAGAUUCAUGAUCAGAGCUUUGUAGCCACAGUCGCUGCAGAUGGGGAUGAUGAUGUUGCUGCUGCUGCAUUGCUGCAAGGAGAUGAUCCAUCUGCUACUAAUGGCAAACGGGGUAGGUUUAUUUCUGCUAGGGAGUAUUAUGCCUAUCGUUUCCAAAUACGAAUUGGUAAUUAUCUGCUAAGAGCAGGACGACUGUUUUUGCAAUUCAUUGUGGACAUGUAUGUGAAGAUUGAAAAUACGCGCUUGGAUUUUUUCUGGAAAAACAAAAAAAAAAUAAGGGUUGAAUUAUAUCAAGGUCUUGUUGAUACAUUUGAUGGUGGAGAAACAAAUGCUUCUAAUGUUGGGCACUCAGUUAUAUUGCCCCCCACAUUCCUUGGGUGUCCUAGGGAUUUGAGCAGGAGGUACCUUAAUGCAGUUACUCUUGCGCAAAGGGCAAAACUUAUUGCACUGAAAAAGAAGAUUACAGAAGAAAAUGUCUUUGGUGAAGUGGCCACUUUCAUUUAUGUUGUGGAGUUUCAGAAGCGUGGCCUUCCACAUGUACAUAUGCUGAUUAUACUGAAACAAGGGUAUAAAAUCAAGGAACCAGCCUUGUAUGACAAGUUUACUUGUGCUGAGAUUCCUAGCAAUGACAACCCUCACUUGCGUAAAAUUGUUCUUCGCCAUAUGAUGCAUGGCCCUUGUGGUAAGGACGAUCCUAGCUGCUCCUACAUGAACAAGAAAAGGUUUGAAGGAAAGUGUAAAUAUGGUUACCCAAAAGCAUACAACGACACAACCACCAACAAUGAUAGUGGUUACCCUGCUUACCGCAUGCGCUUUACUGGUGAGUCUAUUCGAAUUAGGGGGAGAAGUCUAGACAACCAAUGGGUGAUCCCCUACAAUCCUUACUUGUCAGCGCUCUUUGAUUGCCAUCUUAAUGUAGAGAUUUGCUCCACAAUUCAAGCUGUGAAGUAUUUGUAUAAAUAUGUCUACAAAGGGCAUGAUAGAUGUUCUUUCAGUGUAACAGAAACAGGCGUGAGGCAACCUGUUGAUGAGAUUAAACAAUUUCAGUCAGGUCGUUGGGUGCACUUGCCAAACCAUCAUUCUGUUAGGUUUAAUGCUACUGACCAACUAGAGGAUGUAGUUGCUGACAGUAGAAGGGCCAGAACAUCGUUAACUGAGUUUUUCAAAAUGAAUGCUGCAUUUCCAGACAAGUCAAAAUAUCUAUUAGCCUUUGUUUCUCCAUCUGAAGGGGAGAGAUAUUUUCUCCGUCUUCUCUUAACGCAUGUAAGGGGUCCCACAUCAUUUGAAGACCUGCGUACUGUUAAUGGGUUUCUCUAUGCUACAUUCCAAGAAGCUACUGUUAAGUUGGGUUUACUUAGUGAAGAUGAUGUUGUGGAAAAGUGUAUGGAUGAAGCUGCUACUGCACAAAUUCCACGGGCACUACGAAGGCUAUUUGCAACACUACUUAUUUUUGGUAAUCCGCGUGAUCCUUUAGCACUAUGGCAUAAAUACUACACCGCUCUUUGUGAAGACUACAACUACUCAUUCAGAGGUGAGGAACAAAAAGUUAAAGCAAUAACAGUUCGGGAAGUGGAGCGAUAUUUAGAAGAGAUGGGCAAGACAUUACAAGAUUUUGGGUUGGAGUCUUUAGUCGUUCCUGCUGAUGAAGCGCUUACCACGACUAAAGAUAUUGCAGAUGCAUUAGACACACCUAUACCUAAUGAAUAUGUUGAAGCAAUUUCUACGUUAAACAGCAAGCAACAUGAGGCUUUCACUGCAAUUAUGAGCAAGGUCAACAGUGAAGAAUCGGGAGUCUUUUUCAUCGAUGGUCCUGGGGGCACGGGUAAAACUUACCUUUAUUGUGCUCUCUAUGCUGCCAUUAGACAGAUGGGCAAGAUAGUGCUUCCUACAACAACAUCAGGCAUAGCUGCAUCAAAUAUGGUCACGGGUCGGACAGCUCACUCGCGUUUUAAACUUCCUCUAGACCACACCGUGUCAAUGGCUUGCAAUGUAUCUAAGCAAAGUGGCCUUGCAGACCUAUUAAAAGAGAGCUCUUUGAUAAUUUGGGAUGAAGCUUCGAUGGCUUUGAAACAAAAUAUUGAAUCUCUUGAUCUAUUGCUUAGAGAUUUAUGUGAGGAAGAACAACCAUUUGGCGGUAAAGUAGUUGUUUUUGGAGGAGAUUUUCGGCAAGUUUUGGCUAUUGUGCCUAAGAAAUCUCAGAAAGAAGCAGUGGAAGCAAGUUUAGUUUCUUCUCAUUUAUGGAAAUACUUUACGCGUAUUAGGCUAAGUGAGAACAUGCGUGCACGGUCAGACCCAUUGUUCUCUAAUUUCUUGCUGGCUCUUGGAAAUGGUGAGCUCCAGGAAACAGAAACUGGAAACAUCCAAAUCCCUGAAGAGCUCCUUAUCCCAUUUGAAGAAGAAGGUGUUUCCUUGCCACACCUUAUUAAAGAGGUGUUCCCAGAGCUGUCAAAAGGUCACUUCAGCCCAGAAAUUUUCACCGAUCGCGCUAUACUAACACCUCUUAAUGAUGAUGUUGAUGAAAUCAACAGCCUACUUAUUGAAAAUCACCCCGGUGAAGCAGCAGUGUAUAAAAUCUUUGAUUCUUUGAUUGAUGAUAGUUGCAACAUCUACACAACUGAGUUUUUAAAUACUUUAUGCCCUGGAGGAAUGAGCCCACACUCCUUGGUUCUGAAACAGAACUGUCCUGUAAUUUUGCUUCGGAACAUAGCUCCAGCUUCAGGCCUAUGUAAUGGGACUCGACUCAUUUGUAAAGCAUUCUACCCAAAUGUUAUCCUAUCUGAGCUUUUCCAUGACUAUAAACAAAGCUCAAGGCCAAACUCUGAACAAGGUUGGGAUUUAUUUACGGCGUCCUUGUUUUUCUCAUGGCGGGAGCUUUAUGUUGGGCUAUCUAGAGCACGGAAAUCAAGCCAAGUAAGAGUGCUAAGUAAGCCUGUUAAUGAAAAACAAGAUGCAGAUGGUGUAAGGAAUGUUGUGUCUUUUGAUAUACUAUACAAGGCUGGGAUCAUAUCUGAAAAAUCUUCAAAGCUUUUCAGCAGUAUAUUACCAACAAAGAUUGAGGGUUUUUCUACCAAAGGGGCAAUCUGGAUACAUUUCUUUCCCAGCCUUUUGUACUUCCUGCAGUAG
This is a messenger RNA of Chenopodium quinoa (quinoa), 4659 nucleotides long. RefSeq lists its product as uncharacterized. The transcript is spliced from 11 exons. The record is from RefSeq and is a predicted model, not a curated record. Gene Ontology annotation, molecular function: DNA helicase activity. NCBI's taxonomy places the organism in Eukaryota, Viridiplantae, Streptophyta, Magnoliopsida, Caryophyllales, Amaranthaceae. The coding region runs from base 1 to 4659 and encodes 1552 amino acids. Gene Ontology annotation, biological process: DNA repair; telomere maintenance.